UAAACAUAGUAAAUUAUGCCUUGGUCAGACAUUGACACAUUUCACAACAAAUCUAGUCCAGACUUUAAACUUUGUUAUGUUUUGUACUAGCAAUAGGACCCCGUUGGAAAUAAACCUUUCAGCUUCCAUGGGCUAUCCUGUCAAGGUAUUCUUCAAUUUCAUUGUAAUCACCCGUGAUAUUCUUGACGAAUAAAAUCAAUCAAUCGAUUUGUUUGAUUAAAUCUUGACUAAACCAUUGAACCUUCUUGUCCCGUAUUUCUGUUCCCUAAGCAUGUGCUCCAGGUCUCAUUCGACACCACGAAUCAUGUUAUCACUUCUCUCAGAACGAAUCGAAUUUCACAUCAGCCAACUCAACCUGCGAAAACCUCGGCAUGCACCUUGUCUACAUCGACACUUAUUCUGAACAAGAAUUCCUAAUGAAUACCGUGCAACACAACAGCGGUUCCUGGAUAGGGUUGUCGGGAUUCUCCUGGAUGGACGGGUCAGGUUUGAGCUUCAGUAACUUCGGAAGUAACGCAUUCAACGAGAAGGGACUCUGUUUUAGGAUACAAGAAUCCGAUCUCAAGUGGUAUGACAGGAGGUGUACAACGUUGUUCUCUCAUAUCUGUGAACAAUCAGGAACCUGUGCAGAUCAGAACGACACGGAGUACGGUGGUUCUUGUUAUCACUUCUCUCACAGCUCCACCAACUUCAGCACCGCAUUAUCACUAUGUGAGGGUCGGGGAAUGCAUCUGGUUUACGUCGAGUCGGAGCAAGAACACGACUUCUUAGCCCUUAACCUCCUACCUGACGGCCACUACUGGAUAGGUCUCUCACACAUGACAUGGCAGGAUGGAUCAAGCCCUGUAUACAACAACAUCCCAGAUCAGAACUAUGAGUUCGACGAUGGGGGAAGCUGUUUCCAAGCGGCCUGGAGUUUUGGCUGGGAAGACAUUAGCUGUUCCGACAUGCAUUAUUACAUCUGCGAGAAUGAAGGUGGUAGGUUGAUUUAGUAAACAUUUGUCAAGAUCUAGUGAAAA
Molecule: messenger RNA, 1019 nt
Organism: Lytechinus variegatus (green sea urchin)
Lineage: Eukaryota; Metazoa; Echinodermata; Echinoidea; Temnopleuroida; Toxopneustidae
Product: CD209 antigen-like protein D
Exons: 2
Coding region: 372-992 (206 amino acids)
Biological process (GO): biological process involved in interspecies interaction between organisms
Cellular component (GO): external side of plasma membrane
Molecular function (GO): carbohydrate binding
Source: RefSeq, a predicted model, not a curated record